AUCCUCCGUAACGCUUUACGGCAGUGUUGACAACUCUAGCAGGUUUUUCGUUACGUCCCGUUCUGCUACAUUUGCAAGUUAUGGUUUAGUUUUGUACCAAAGCUCUCGUUAAAUGAGUGUUUUCGAUUUGUUUCGCGGGUUCUUCGGUGUACCCGGAGGCCAUUACCGCGGCCGGAGGGACCCCUUCUUCGAUGCCAUGACUCAUGAUGACGACGACGACGAGGAGGAUGAUGAAGAGGAGGGAUUCCACUAUGAUGGGUUCAGGGGGGACCAGCAGGACCCCUUCGACAGCGCCUGGAGGUUUGGCUUCAGUUUUGGCCCAGACGGGAUGAGGAUGCAGGAGCCUCCCGUGUUCGGCCACGUCCUCCGGGAGAUGGAGGAGAUAUUCUCCCAGCUGGGCCGCUGGGACGGUCAACCGGAGUCUGGACGCUUUGGUGUCCCCAGUAUCAUGCCACCACCGCCGCCGCCCCAGGACAGAGCCGAGAAAGGUGGAGGCAGGUCCAGUGGGAACCCCCUGAGAGACUUCAUGCUCAAAUCCCCCGACAGUGACUCACUACGUAGAUCCAGAGAGCCCCAAAGCGAUGGCCGACCUUCUUAUGAGUCACCCGAAAAUCCCAGCGCACCAUUUCAUGGCUGGGCCCCUUUUUCCAAGUUUAAUGAUAUUUGGAGGCAGAGAGCUCCAGAGGAGGAGCGCAAAGAAGACAGAGAUCUGGACUCUGCAGUGUCGUCUGGUGGCCUGGAUCAGAUUCUGACGCCACCUGCUGGCCAGGCACCGAGCCAGCCCAGAACCCGGUCGUUCUUCCAGUCGGUCAUUGUCACCAAGGUGGUGAAACCUGAUGGGACGGUAGAGGAGAGACGUACAGUGAGAGACGGUCAAGGCAACGAGGAGACAACAGUGACUCGGUCAGGAGGUCCUGGGAUUCUGGAGGAUUCGGGAAAUCAAACUGGACCUGUGCUACCAGGUCAGCGUUUUUCAGACUUGAGGGAUGACGACUCGUUAUUCUCCAAGUUCUUUGGCGGCUUCAAGUAACGUGCAGGGUGAAGUCUAACCAUCUGGACCGGUCGACCGCGUACAUGUGUUUCCUGUGAAGCUGGCAUAUUUAUAGGACACACAGUCACAUGAUCCUGAUUUGCCAAAGUUAAUCUGUCACCGUUGCUGCAGACGAGGUGGGGACGUAGUCUAGAGGCCGACAGUUCUGAAGUGAUUCUGACAAAUUGAGACUCAUCAGAGCAAACGUUUGUUAUAUUUUUCUAUUAUCCCGUAGACAUGUAUGGAUGUGAGUGAGUGGUGAUUCAAAUAAAAGACUCUUAAUAUAUUUA
Mugil cephalus (flathead mullet) is the source of this 1320-nucleotide messenger RNA. It is a transcript of the gene hax1, whose product is annotated as HCLS1 associated protein X-1. Gene Ontology annotation, biological process: regulation of actin filament polymerization; negative regulation of apoptotic process. The transcript is spliced from 7 exons. Gene Ontology annotation, cellular component: sarcoplasmic reticulum; clathrin-coated vesicle; actin cytoskeleton. NCBI's taxonomy places the organism in Eukaryota, Metazoa, Chordata, Actinopteri, Mugiliformes, Mugilidae. The coding region runs from base 113 to 1030 and encodes 305 amino acids. The record is from RefSeq and is a predicted model, not a curated record.